UCAGACGUGUUUGUGUUUCUCUUUUCUUAGCUCAGUGAGUACCGGGUAUGUGUCACACUGCCAAAUCCCCGAUCACAAGUCUCCAUGAACUGGCGGUGAGCUGGGAUAAUAAAACCCCUGACAUCACCAUUCCAGAAGCUUCACAAGACUGCAUAUAUAAGGGGCUGGCUGUAGCUGCAGCUGAAGGAGCUGACUAGCCAGCUGACCCCUGCAUUCACUUAGCAGCCAUGGACAUCGCCAUUCACCACCCCUGGAUCCGGCGCCCCUUCUUUCCUUUCCACUCUCCCAGCCGCCUCUUUGACCAGUUCUUCGGAGAGCACCUGUUGGAGUCUGACCUCUUCCCAACAUCCACUUCCCUGAGCCCCUUCUACCUUCGGCCACCCUCCUUCUUGCGGGCACCCAGCUGGAUUGACACUGGACUCUCAGAGAUGCGUAUGGAGAAGGACAGGUUCUCUGUCAACCUGGAUGUGAAGCACUUCUCCCCAGAGGAACUCAAGGUCAAGGUGCUGGGAGAUGUGAUUGAGGUGCAUGGCAAGCAUGAAGAGCGCCAGGAUGAACAUGGUUUCAUCUCCAGGGAGUUCCACAGGAAAUACCGAAUCCCAGCUGAUGUGGAUCCUCUCACUAUUACUUCAUCCCUGUCAUCUGAUGGAGUCCUCACUGUGAAUGGACCAAGGAAACAGGCCUCUGGCCCUGAGCGUACCAUUCCCAUCACUCGUGAAGAGAAGCCUGCUGUCACUGCAGCUCCCAAGAAGUAGAUGCCCUUCCUAAUUGCAUUUUUUAAAAUAAGAAAGUUUCCCUACCAGUGAAUGAAAAUUUUGUGACUACUGCUGAAGCUUAUUAAUGCUAAGGGCAGGCCCAAAUUAUUAAGCUAAUAAAAUAUCAUUCAGCAACAGA
Marmota monax (woodchuck) is the source of this 894-nucleotide messenger RNA. It is a transcript of the gene Cryab, whose product is annotated as crystallin alpha B. Gene Ontology annotation, biological process: protein refolding; response to heat. The transcript has 3 exons. Lineage: Eukaryota; Metazoa; Chordata; Mammalia; Rodentia; Sciuridae. Gene Ontology annotation, molecular function: structural constituent of eye lens; protein folding chaperone. The record is from RefSeq and is a predicted model, not a curated record. The coding region runs from base 228 to 755 and encodes 175 amino acids.